Messenger RNA from Torulaspora delbrueckii, 1572 nucleotides. RefSeq lists its product as uncharacterized. NCBI's taxonomy places the organism in Eukaryota, Fungi, Ascomycota, Saccharomycetes, Saccharomycetales, Saccharomycetaceae. The transcript has a single exon. The coding region runs from base 1 to 1572 and encodes 523 amino acids. Gene Ontology annotation, biological process: galactose metabolic process; carbohydrate phosphorylation. Gene Ontology annotation, cellular component: cytoplasm; cytosol. Gene Ontology annotation, molecular function: galactokinase activity; ATP binding. The record is from RefSeq and is a predicted model, not a curated record.
AUGUCCAUUCCAGUGAUUCAUGUAUCAUCAAAAGAAGAAUUGUCUUCGAAGCCAAAUAUUGGUGAAAAAUGCUUAGCAAUCUCGGCCAAGUUUGAGAAGAAGUAUGGUUCCAAGCCUGAUUUUAUUUCGAGAUCUCCAGGUCGGGUGAAUCUAAUUGGUGAACAUAUCGAUUACUGUGAUUUUUCUGUGUUACCCAUGGCUAUUAAUGUCGAUUUCUUAUGUGCUGUUAAAGUUAUGGAAGGUUCAAAAGUUGUUACGCUGAUCAAUGAUGACGCAAGGUUUGGGGAGAGAAAGAUUGAACUGCCUAGUGAUGGUUCUUAUGUGAAGAUCAAUUCAACAAUUUCUGACUGGUCUAACUACUUCAAGUGUGGUAUGCAUGUUGCUCACUCUUUUUUGAAGGAAAUCGCUCCAGAGAAAUUUGACAGUGCACCUUUGGCUGGUCUGGAAGUCUUUUGUCAAGGUAAUGUGCCAACUGGUGGUGGUUUGUCCUCUUCUGCAGCAUUUAUCUGUGCUACAACUUUGGCUGUAGUCAGAGCUAAUAUGGGUAAGGGCUACCAGAUGUCUCAGCAAGACUUGACCAGAAUCACAGUUGUUGCUGAACACUAUCUUGGUCUCAACAACGGUGGUAUGGAUCAAGCAGCUUCGGUAUGUGGUAAGGCUGACCAUGCGUUGUAUGUUGAGUUCAAGCCCGAGUUGAAGGCAACUGCAUUUAAAUUCCCACAAUUGAAGAACCAUGAAGUUGCGUUUGUGAUUGCCAACACUUUGGUCGUCUCCAACAAGCAGGAAACCGCUCCUACAAACUAUAAUUUGAGAGUUGUUGAGGUUACAGUUGCUGCAAACGUUUUGGCAGCCAAAUAUGAUGUCGUGUUGAAGAAGCUUAUCGCCAAGGAUGAAGACAGCGCUAAGGGGAACUUGAGAGAUUUCAUGAACGCUUACAAUGCAAAGUACGAAGAUGCUUCUACUUGGGACGGUAAUAUCGACAACGGUAUCAAGUAUUUGACUAAGAUGUUAAGCUUGGUUGAAGAGACUUUGGGAUCAAAGACUGAAGGUUUCACUGUGAGUGAAGCGGCUGCCGCUUUGAAAAUCUCCAAUGAAGAGUUUGAACGUGAGUAUCUAUCCAUUUUCCCUGUUAGGUUCGAAACCUUGAAAUUGUAUCAGAGGGCAAAACAUGUCUACUCCGAGGCUUUGAGAGUGUUGAGAGCCUUGAGAUUAAUGACGAAUGCAUCUGGGUUCAAAUCUGAUGAAGAAUUCUUUAGCAGCUUCGGUGCUUUGAUGAACGAAUCUCAGGCAUCGUGCGAUAAGCUAUACAACUGUUCUUGCCCUGAGACUGACCAAAUUUGCUCAAUUGCUUUGGCUAAUGGCGCUUAUGGUUCGAGAUUGACUGGUGCAGGUUUUGGUGGUAGCACUGUCAGUCUAGUUCCAGGUGGUCCAAACGGUGAUGUCGAGAAAGUGAAGCAGGCACUAAUCGAUGAAUUUUACAGAGUGAAGUAUCCAAACAUCACUGAAGAGGAAUUAGCAGAAGCAAUCAUCGUUUCCAAACCAACAGAUGGUAGCUACCUCUUUGAAUUAUAA